This is a messenger RNA of Micromonas pusilla CCMP1545, 1550 nucleotides long. RefSeq lists its product as uncharacterized. The transcript has a single exon. NCBI's taxonomy places the organism in Eukaryota, Viridiplantae, Chlorophyta, Mamiellophyceae, Mamiellales, Mamiellaceae. The record is from RefSeq and is a predicted model, not a curated record. The coding region runs from base 1 to 1392 and encodes 463 amino acids.
AUGAUCCACCCGUCGUUCCACACCGCGGCGACCGUGGACGCGCAUCGGAGCGUGCCGAGGACGCCGCGCGUCGCGGAGCCGACCGCUCCGGGAGGGGGCGGCGGCGGUUCCGGCGGCGGCUCUGGUGCGAACGCGGCGAGCGUGGGGUUCCAUCCGUCGCUGUUCGGCGCCGGCGUCUUGUGCUCGGGCGGCGGCGGCGGCGGCGGCGGCGGCGGCGGCGGCGGGUCCCCGACCGCGGUCGUCGUGCAUCCGCCGCCGCAGCAGCAGCAGCAGCACGCGCACCAGCCGCACCAGCCGCACCAAAACGACGCGCACCCGCUGCCGCAGCCGCCGCGGGGACCGCUCGCGUCGCUUCUGUUCAACGAGGACAGCACGCUGGGGUCGUUCCCUCCCGGCUUCGACGUGGUACGCCACGCUAACGGCGCGCACGGAGACCAAAUCGGAGCGUCGCCCGCGCGCGCGACGGCAAGCGCGUCCGACGUCGCGCUGACGCGGCUGCUGCUCGGCGGGGACGAGACGCAGGACGCGAGGGAAGCCGCCGCGGUGGCCGCGGGCGUGCCGUUGCCGCUCCUCGCGCCUCCCGCGCCGGCGCCGACGAACCCGAAGAAUCCGAACCCGAAUCAAACGAAUCCAACGUCGACGACGCACAACGCGUUCGCGACGUUCGAGUCCGAAGACGUCAUGGAUAGCGACGACGACGACGACGACGGAGGAGGACGCAACCCUAAUAAAACCUCCGCCAAGCCAGCCGCCGCCGCGCGCGCGGAACGCGAAGUCAUCGACGAGUCCGACGAGGAAGAGCCGUCGCCGAACAAGGCUGAACGCGAGGAGAUCGCGAGCAGCGACGACGACGACGACGCCGACGUGGAGCGCGACGCGCUGGAGGACAGCGACGACGAGGAGAUGGCGACGGCGAUGGCGGACGGCGACGCGACGCUCGCGGACGCCGCGGCGAUCAUCGCCUCGCUGGACACAAACCCGCCGCCGUCACCGCCGGCGCCGGUGCCGGCGCGCGGGGGUACUCUGGCGUCAUCAACAAACGCGGGCGCCGCGCCGACGACGAUGACCGGUAUCGUCGCCGCGAUCGAGCGGAGGGAUACCCCGCCGGUCGUCGCGGCGGCGGCGACGACGACGCGGUCGCCGCUGCGGCCGGUGGUUCCGCACAAAUGGCAGCCCGACCAUGAUCGCGCGAUCAUCAUGGCGGCGCACGAGACCGGCGACUCGAUCGAGACGUGGCGGCGCCUCGCGCGCGAGUCGACCGCGGUGGGCGGCGCGACGGCGAGGGACGUCGAGGAACGGUUCAGGUUUUUACGCGAACACGCCAAGUCGCAGCCGUGCGCGACGGCGCGGUCGUAUCAGAGGAGAGCGGGGCCGCGAACGGGGAGUCAGUGAGCGAGGACGAGAACGCUCCCCUAGGUACCCACGACGCCGCGUCCGAAACGAGAGGAGGAGGGAGGAGCUCCCCAGUGGAGGGAUGGAUCAUUUAUAGCAGAGAGCGCUCGCGCUACGCGUAGAAGAAGGAACGUUUCUUACCGAUGAACUUCAACGAA